Dunckerocampus dactyliophorus (ringed pipefish) is the source of this 7897-nucleotide messenger RNA. RefSeq names its product gastrula zinc finger protein XlCGF57.1-like. Gene Ontology annotation, biological process: regulation of transcription by RNA polymerase II. Gene Ontology annotation, cellular component: nucleus. Lineage: Eukaryota; Metazoa; Chordata; Actinopteri; Syngnathiformes; Syngnathidae. Gene Ontology annotation, molecular function: RNA polymerase II cis-regulatory region sequence-specific DNA binding; DNA-binding transcription factor activity, RNA polymerase II-specific. The record is from RefSeq and is a predicted model, not a curated record. The transcript has 2 exons. The coding region runs from base 205 to 2037 and encodes 610 amino acids.
UCUAGCGUCUUUGCUCCGAAGCAGUGUGAUUCUGGAAGUCUGACACUAGCUUCGAGAUUUCGGGUUCAUUUUACGACCUCUAAUAACAACGAAUACAUCAAAAACUGGUAUUUUCUAAACCCGACGAAACGGAAGUUGAGUUUGGAGUGCUAUCUGAAGUGAAGAUUGAAGACGUGAUAGAAGAUGAACCACUGCUAGGCUAAGAUGGCGACGUCCAGUCAAAGAGAAGGUGGAAGAGAAUCAGCGCCACCAACUCCUAGCAAAUCAUCGACGGAGAAAAAGCCCCAAACUGCAGAUAACGAUGUCCAGCAGCUGACUGGUCACCAAGAAGAAUGUCCCCCUCCUUCACCGGAGCAGAGCUUCACUUUCAAGCAGGAGGAUCCACAGCCCCCGCGGGUUAAAGAGGAAGAGGAGGAACUCUGGAUCACUCAGGAGGGAGAGUGUCUUCUAGGGCUAAAGGAGGCUGAUCUCACCAAGUUGCCACUGACUGUUGUCUCUGUGAAGACUGAAGACCAUGAAGACAAACCACCUGAGUCCUUACGUUGGUUGUUUCCUUCAUACGUCCAGCAGAUGAUUGGUUGUCAAGAAGAGUGUCCCUCUCAGCUGCAGGGGGGGAUCUCCACUUUGAAGCAGAAAGAUCCAAAGACCUCCCACGUUAAAGAGGAAGAGGACGAACUCUGGAUCACCCAAGAGGGAGGGUGUCUUCUUGAGCCAGAGGAGGCUGAACUCACCAAGUUGCCACUGACUGUUGUCUCUGUGAAGACUGAAGACCAUGAAGACAAACCACUUGAGUCCUCACAGCUUCAUUGCAGUCCAAGUGAGGAGAACAGAGGGGCGGAGCCUCCAAGCAGCAGCUCACCACAACACAUGACAACAGAAGCUGAUGGAGACCACUGUGGAGGAUCACAAGCAGACAACCUCUUAGCUCCACUAUCAGAUAGUGAUGACACAACGUCACACUCUCCUGAGGAUGAAGACAGGGACGACACCCAGGGGCCUUUGAGCAGUGAUACAGACUGGGUAGGCGAUAUGAGGACUCAUGCUGACAACAAACGCUCUGAAUGCUCUAAAAAGAAGACAGGGACGAAACAUUUCACCUGCUCAGUUUGUGCUAAAAGCUUUUCUUAUGAUCGUGAGUUAACUGUACACAUGCGACAACACACAGGAGAAAAACCUUUUGAUUGUUCCGUUUGUGGUCAAAGAUUCUCUUAUCAGUCAAAUAUGGUACGACACAUGAGGAUACACACAGGGGAAAAACCAUUUUGUUGCUCAGUUUGUGGUAAAAGAUUCAUUCACAAGUCAGACAUGGCAUCACACAUGAGAAGGCACACUGGAGAAAAACCCUUUAGUUGCUCACUUUGUGGCAAAAGCUUUUCUCACAACUACAGUUUGACGUAUCACAUGCUGAAACACACAGGAGGUCACAUGCUGCAAAACACAGGAGAAAAACCGUUUGCCUGUUCUGUUUGUGGUCACAGAUUCUCACAAAACUGUACUUUGGUAUUACACAUGAGAACACACACAGGGGAAAAACCUUUUAGUUGCUCAGUUUGUGGUAAAAGAUUCUCUCGACAUGAAAAUAUGGAGAUACACAUGAGAACGCAUACAGGAGAAAAACCUUUUAGUUGUUCCGUUUGUGGUCAAAGAUUCUCUCUAAAGUCUGUUUUGGUGUCACACAUGAGAACGCACACAGGAGAAAAACCUUUUGGUUGUUCUUUUUGUGGUCAAAGAUUUUCUCAAAAGUCUGCUAUGGUAUCACACAUGAGAAGGCACACAGGUGAUAAACUUUUUAGUUGCUCAGUUUGUGGUCAAAGAUUCUCUCAUAAGUCAAGUAUGAUACCACACAUGAGAACACACACAGGAGAAAAACCUUUUUGUUGCUCAGUUUGUGGUCAAAGAUUCUCUCAAAAUGCAACAAUGGUCAUACACAUGAGUACACACACAGGGCACAAACUUUUUAGUUGCUCAAUAUGUGGUAAAGGCUAUUCUUAUAAGAAAAGAUUGACAACACACAUGCAGACACACAAGGCAGAAUAAACAUUUUACUGGCCAGUUUGUGCUAAAAGAUGACCAAAUCACAGAAGCGUAAUGUCACAAGUGCAAGCUUCUUAAAAGUGGUGCUCUGCUGUCAGUAUGAUGUCAGGUUUCCUCUUGAGUUCAUGUGCUGUUCAUAGUGUACGUCAGUGAUCAUGAAAUUGUGUUUGUGUUGUACAGUGUUGCACAGGUGUUUUCAUAGCGGGCUUUGUAGGCAGCAUAGGUGUGUCCCAUUACAUUUGUUAAUUACCUGUUUCUUUUUAGCUGUUUUUUAGAACACACAAAAGAGAAAGACGUGUGUUCAUGUCUUCCAUAAGGAUUAUGGAUGAUGGGCAAUAUUCCAAAAAAAGUGCAGUUUUCCUGUUUUGGACGGCCUCGCCACAAUACCCGUUUCGAAUUUAAAUGUGGGACAUUGGAAGGUAUAUGUUUUAUUCCCUGAGUAGAAAAAAUGGAACCUUGACUGUCCUGAUGGCUGUCAAUGUUACUGGCGUGACAAGGCGAUCCCACCUGAGAUGUUUUCCUUGAUCUGGGGUGCUUUUUCCUUCAAUGGAACAACAGAGCCUCAGGUUGUGCAGGGGUGUCAGACGGCAGAUGGCUAUUGGAGAUGUUGCAGGGUUCUAAAUCCAUGUCAAUGUAAUGUGUGUUUAUUUCAUAAGAACUUAAUAUUUAACGUAUUUUGUGUACUGCACUCUCAAGUGUUCAUUUACAUGGUUAAUAAGGUCACAUGUCAUGGCUUUCUAGUGUGUGUCUAUGUAUAUAUACAAUUUAGAUUAAAAGCAUACAAUGAAUAUAGAUUUGCUUUCCCAAUGUAUGUUAAUAUAGUGUAAAAUGGCAUUUUUGGACACAUUUACCAUUUAUAUUGUUUUUCUAUAUACUGUAGCUGUAACAGUGUUUCCAUUCAUAAGGACGUAUCAAUAAAGGAACGGAUCAGUUUAAAAGAGCCUCACCGUAAUUCAACUGGGGAUAUUAGAAUUUAAAUUUUAGAAAAACUUUUUAGAUUAUACUAUAUAAUUCUGUGUUCUUUUUGAAAAUUGCUUUAACUUCUUCUUUCCCAAAAGGUACAUGUAUCAAAUCUGUCAUCCUGCUUGCUUUUCCUCGUUUCUGUCUGCUUCCUUAUUCCCUUUCAUCCCUUCAAGUGCAUGCACCCAGCAGAGCCCCGUUUCUCUUUUUAACAUGCAUGGCAUGCAUUCAAUAUUUCUGAAGAAUUACCGCUAAUAGAGUAUAUCCAGCCAUCUGUUUUCUAUGCCGCUUAUCCCCACUCGGGUCGCAGGCAAUAGAGUAUAUGUUGGUAUAUAUUAUACAUAUAUUAGCUAUUGUGAUAUUAUUAGAUUGAUGGUUUACGUUGUUGCGCAUAUUAAUGGCAAUAAAGACGAUUUUGAUUGCUUUUCCAUCUCUUUCUUCCUCAACGCUCAUCUUGAGCAGUCUUCAAUACCGCUGGAAAAUGGCAGCAGUGUGGCGUCGAAAAUGCUUCGACCGCCAUCGAAGAAGAAAAUGGCGGAAGUCAGAAGGGAGAAAACGGGAGCGAUAUUUGGUGGCGACUACGUUGGCGGCCGUCAACAAAAGUUUCACGUGUAACACAUUUAUAUAGAUUUACAGCAACGAAUGCCUCAAAGAUUCGUCUUUUGCCAAGCCCACGAAACGGAAGUUGAGUGUGGAGCAUUGGCGUGCUGUCGGAAGUGAAGAUGGAAGAAGUGAUAGUCACUACGCAAUACGUACCCGGACCGCAAUCGAUUCAACUGGGUUCUACGCACGUGAUGUGCAGAGCGCGUCUACAUCGGCAGUCACAUGUUAGGCAUGUGUAAUCUAUGCCAUUCGUCGAUCUAUUUUAACGCAACAAACAAUAUACCCCCUCCCCCACUCCCAAAAACGUUAUUAGGAUAGAUAGAAAGUUCAGAAACGACAACAUAAUCGAUCUUUUUUUUAAAUAUUAUAUCCAUGGUGCAAGUGGAGACUUUAUAAGCCCUCUUUUCUUUGUUAUUUAUUAUUUUACGUUUUUUGUCGCCACUUUGGGACUAAGCAGGUCCAUCGCGAGAAUAUUUAAAAAAUGAGUGAGAGUGACCAACAGGCACGCACUUGGAACACUGAACACGCACGUUCGCCUUGCCGCUAUCCAGGCACACAAACCGCAAGCUCCAGCCAGGAGCUCAGUCCCCCAAACCCGACCGGAGGUACCAUGACACACACGUACACCGGCUCGCCUCGCGCUCACAGGUUGAACGUUUCUCUAUUUAUAUAGAAAUCUAUAUAGAUAUGUAUAUACAUACAUAUGUAUAUACUGUACAUAUACUGUAUACAUAUGUAUACACAUAUACAUAUGUAUAUACAUAUCUACAUAUAUCUUAAAAUAACCUCCCAAUAUAUUACAUAUAUGAAGUACGGUUAUUGACCAUUUAUGCUCAUACAUUUAAAAAAUAAUCACAACCACAGCACGUGACGUUACAGAAGCGCUGUCGUAAACGUUUGCUCAAGGAGGAAGUGACGUAGUCCUCGUUCCGGUUACGUAUUGCGUAGUGUACAUGGACCACUGCUAUGCUAAGAUGGCGACGUCCAUUCAAAGAGAAGGCGGAAGAGAAUUAGCGCCACCAGCUCCCAGCACAUCAUCAUGACAGUGAGCUGAUGGACAGUGACAGUGGACAUAAGGGAAAUAAAUAAAAAUAAAAAUAAAUAAACUCAUUUUUGGAAACCAAAAAAUAUAAACACACCACCACUGGCUAGCACAUAUGUUACCAAUAGUGAUUUGAUAGAACAGCUUCUACUACAAAUGUCUAUUUUUACACAAUUACGAAUUAAAAAAAUAUUCUGAAUCCACACAAGUACAAGGAAAAAGGAGAUUUCACAGACACAAUGUACAGUUUGAGUCUAUAUUCUAAAAUGAUUAGAUCAGGCAGAAUAACAGACCGCCCUUAUCGAUAAUAUAUUAUUAUUAUUAAUAUAUUCACCAAUGACUUUGAUAAUAACAUAACCAGUGGCCUGUAAAUCAGUGACAUCAGUGAAUGACAUAAUUGUUCUCUCAUGCUUGUUUUUUAUUCUUUAUUAUUACACUGAUUAUAUCAUAAAUAUUGCAUGGAAUGCAGGAAGUGAAUAAUAUGUACUGUACGUAUUAAAUAAGCUUUGCUUCCUCCUACUCCUCUUGGACAUGUGGAACUGUGAAGUGUUGAUUCAUGAGAUGUAUUCCAUUGUAACCUUCAUGCAUGUUGAAAUCAACUAAACCAAACCAAACCAAUCGCAUAAAAAGCGACUGACAAUUUGCAGUCAUUGUGUGGUUAUGGAAUUCAUUCAACGAUAGCUAACAUUAGUAGGUCAAGUUAGCCACAUCCCGAUCAUUAACUAAUGCAAGUGUCCCCUACUCAAAGAAAUGUUCGAAUGCUUGCGUACUUUAGAGUUUAUCCAAGACUAUUGACUUAAUUUUGAUCAAAUUACACCUAUUUUUUUCCAUUUCCAACAAUUUCAACUCUAUACUUGUACAUUUCUUGUCAUAAUUAUGGCUUUAUUCCUAAUUUGAUGUUAUUCCCAUAACAUUACAACUUUUCCACAACCUAAUUUUCCAGAAAUUACAACUUUCUCAUGAUUAAAAAAAAAAAACAACCAAAAAACAUCUAUAUAUAUAUACAUAUACACAUAUAUAUGUAUACAUAUAUAUAGAUGUAUAUAUAUAUAUACACAUCUUUUCUUUAAUAUUUCAACUGACGCCAAAAUGACGUUCUAUUUUCUCGUUAUUCUCGUAAUUUCUUGUAAGACUUUUCCUCGUUAGACUACAACUUUCAUCUCUUAACAUUUUGACUUUAUUCUUGUAAAAUGAUGCUGAUUUUUGUACAUUUUUGCUGUUUUUCUUAGUUGUUAAAUUAGUUGCUCAUUAAAUUAUUCAUUCAGAAUGUGCUGCAGGCCACACUUUGGACUCACAUGCUUCAAAUGAUAGGAAAAUAAAGAUCCUCUAUUGCCCCUCACAAGACACGGUGUACGGCAUUUGAGGCAAAAGGUGAUCACACCGGAUACCAGCUGGAUUUUGGACCCCGUUUUGGAGUGGCCUUUUACUGUGGCCAAUGUAUUCCUCACUUGCUGUCUUAUUAGCAUCUUGAUUUGCCACACCAAUGCACAUAUUUAGACAGAUUUGUGAAUACUUGAGAGGCCUUUUGUGUACAAAAAGAGUUUAAGAACUUUGAGUUCAGCUCAUGUAAAAUGGGAGCAAAACAAACCUGCUGACUUCAUAUUUUUGUUGACUAUUUAUACAAAGCAUAUAUACCUAUAGUAUAUUAUAUACUAUAGAAUUUAUAUUUUUAAAUUUCAUCAGGACAUAGGUCUAUUACAUAUGUUUUUAUCCCGGGGAAAAAAAAGAAAUGUAUAGAAAUGUUAACACUCAGAGCCCACAAACAGGAUACAAACUCAACUAACACGUGGCGGAAGUUAUAAAUCUAAGUCCAAGAAGGCGCUGUCGGCAGGUCUGGCAGAAUCCAAUAUUUUUUUUUCCCCAGACAAAAGGAUAGAAAAAAUGUUAUUCACUUAUCACUUUUUGUACCAUUUGAAGUGAGCAUGGAGCCACUCUUAUUAGGGUGUGACCUUUUAUUCUGGUUGGUCUAAUUAGACUGAUGGUUGCCUAGCAAUUAGCAUGUUGGCCGCACAGCCAGGAGAUCUGGGUUUGUAUCUCCAUUGAAACAUUUGUGUGGAGUUUGCAUGUUCUCCCCGUGCAAGUGUUUUUUUUUUCCCCAGGUACUCCAGCUUCCUCCCACAUUCCAAAAAUAUGCACGUUAGAUUAAUCGGAGACUCUAAAUUGUCCAUCUGUAUGAAUGUGAGUGUGAAUGGUUGUUUGUCUAUAUGUGCCCUGCCAUUGGCUGGCGACCAGUCCAGGUUGAUUGCCCAGAUAAUUCAAAUGAUUAUUCAACUGGACUUAGAUAUUUUUAAAAGUAUAUUUUAAGAAGUACAAAGCAGAAGUUAACAGUACAAAUAUUUACAAAGAAAUACAAUAAAAAUACUCUUUGUCCCAAAAAAGGACACAACAUAGUCAAUGUCAUCCAUAAUCUGAUGUUUGCUUCACAGUGCAGUUCCUAUCUCGGUAUUAAAGCAGAUGGAAGCGUUGCAAAGUUGGAGGAGACUUUGUAACUUGCACGCAGUGUGCAUGUACAACACUAUUAUAAGCACAUUGUCACAACACAAACACAAUUUCAUGAUCAUUGAUGGGCACUUGUGUUGUCCAAGAAAAGGAAGAUGAGAGCAAAAUCCAUGUUGUUCUCAACCAAUCAAAGUUGUGUAGCUUUUGUUAUUGGCAGCAUACUAGCUUAUGAGGAAAGUGGUAUCAUACACAUCAGCUCAGCACUUUGGAGGGGACUUCUUAUGAGUAACAUAACACUUAAUGAUCUGACAAUCUUUUAGAACCACCUGAACCAGAAAUCCUUUAUUCGCUGUUGUGUGUCCGCAUGUGUAUGGUCAAACUGAUCUUAUGUGAGUAACUUUUACCACAAACUGAGCAGCUAAAAGGUUUUUCUCCCGUGUGUGUUCUCAAGUGCGCUACCAUAUUUGACUUUCGAGAGAAUCUUUGACCACAAAUGGAACAACUGACAUGGCGUUCUCCUGUGUGUAUUCUCAUGUGUGAUACCAGAGCUGAAUUUAAACAAAAUCUGCGACCACAAACUGAGCAACUAAAAGGUUUUUCUCCUGUGUGCGUUUUCAUAUGUACCACCAUAGUUGUAUUCCGGGAGAAUCUUUGACCACAAACUGAGCAAGCAAACGGUUUCUCUCCUGUGUGUAUUCUCAUGUGUAAUACCAGACCGCUCCUUUGAGAGAAUCGUUGACCACAAACAGAACAAGCAAACGGUUUUUCUCCUGUGUGUUUCAGCAUGUGAUAAGUCAAACUGUUUCUGUGAGAAAAGCU